AUGUAUGACUUCUCUACAACAUAUGUCAAUCUAGCAAGUAUUAACCUUGCUAAGGAAACAGGAGCUUCUUCCUCUUUGUUGUGCUUGGCAUACCCACAAAAGCCUCUGUAUAAUGGAGGAGUCAUUCAAAAUCUAGAACUAAAUGAUGGACUACAAGGUUGGACAGCAUUUGGGGACGCUAUACUAGAACAUCGAGAAUCAUUAGGCAACAAAUUUGUGGUAGCACAUAGCAGAAAUCAACCACAUGAUAGUGUUUCCCAUAAGGUUUACCUAAGAAAGGGAUUGCAUUAUGCUUUAUCAGCUUGGAUUCGAACUACUGACGAAAAUGUUGCGGUAACAGCAAAGGUUAAAACAAGUAAAGCAUAUAAACUUGCUGGUGCCAUUUAUGCUCAUUCUAAUUGUUGGUCUAUGCUUAAGGGUGGUCUCAUAGCAGAUACAACAGAAGAAGCUCACUUCUAUUUCGAGAGCAAUAACACUUCUGUGGAAAUUUGGGUCGACAACAUUUUCUUGCAACCAUUCACAAAAAAGCAAUGGAUGUCUCAUCAACGUCGAAGUAUUGAAAAGGCUCGCAAGACGAAAGUAAUAGUCCAAGCAGUUGAUGAACAAAGACACCCUUUACAAAAUGCUAGUAUAUCAGUUACAAUGAAAAGGCCGAGUUUUCCAUUUGGAAGCGCGAUGAACAAAUAUAUACUGAAUAACACUGCCUAUCAACAUUGGUUUGCGUCAAGGUUUACCGUAACCACAUUUGAAAACGAAAUGAAGUGGUACACAAAUGAAUAUGAACAAGGCAAGGAUAACUACUACGAAGCCGAUGAAAUGCUAGAAUUUGCACGAAACCACAGUAUUGAUGUUCGUGGCCACAAUAUAUUUUGGGAUGAUUCUGCUUACAACCCUUCUUGGGUUCCAUCACUCUCAUCAAAACAACUUAACGAAGCAAUUGAAAAGAGGGUGAAAUCCAUUGUGCCAAGAUACAAGAGCCAAGUUAUUAGUUGGGAUGUUGUUAAUGAAAACCUGCACCAUUUAUUCUUUGAAACAAAACUCGGAAACAAUUUUUUAGCCAAGAUGUUUAACGAAGUUCAUAAGAUUGAUCCACAAACCACUUUGUUCAUGAACGAAUACAAUACUAUCGAGGAUAGUCGCGAUGGUUUAUCAAGUCCAUUGACUUAUAUCAAGAAGCUAAAAGAGAUCGAAAGUUGGAACAAGAAAAUCUCACUUGGAAUUGGACUUGAGGGACAUUUCCCUGAUGGUCCGCCUAACUUGCCUUACAUGAGAGCUUCCCUUGAUACACUUGCUGUCACUAGUUUGCCAAUAUGGAUCACUGAAUUCGAGGAGGCUCUUAGAGAGGCACACUCUCAUCCAGAGAUUAAGGGCAUUGUAAUGUGGACAGCAUGGACACCACAAGGUUGUUACAGGAUUUGUUUGACAGAUGAAAAUUUCAAGAACUUGCCAGCAGGUGAUGUUGUGGAGAAGCUGAUACGUGAGUGGGGGAGAGAAAAAGUGUCAUUGACAACUGAUCAAAAUGGAUUCAUUGAGACCUCCCUUUUUCAUGGUGAGUAUGAAUUGGAAAUUAAUCAUCCUUUGAAGAAUGAUUAUACUCUUAGUCAUCAGAUACAAGUGCUUUCCAUAGAUGAGUCUGAGAAAACAAGACAGUUUAUACAGCUUUCUAUUUAGUGAUUAUUAUAUUUGCUUAUGCACUGUAAACUUGUUGCAUGUAAUAAAUAUUGAAAACUGUGGCAGACUUGCAGGUUGUUUUUUCUAUCCAAAGAAUCUA
This is a messenger RNA of Vicia villosa (hairy vetch), 1771 nucleotides long. Its product is annotated as endo-1,4-beta-xylanase 5-like. Gene Ontology annotation, molecular function: hydrolase activity, hydrolyzing O-glycosyl compounds. The transcript has 5 exons. The record is from RefSeq and is a predicted model, not a curated record. Gene Ontology annotation, biological process: carbohydrate metabolic process. Bases 1 to 1671 code for a protein of 556 amino acids. Lineage: Eukaryota; Viridiplantae; Streptophyta; Magnoliopsida; Fabales; Fabaceae.